Molecule: messenger RNA, 381 nt
Organism: Protopolystoma xenopodis
Lineage: Eukaryota; Metazoa; Platyhelminthes; Monogenea; Polystomatidea; Polystomatidae
Source: the annotation of a GenBank genome assembly
UUGCCAGGAACACCGGUGAACGAUGUGACCAGUCCUCAUGGAGCUGACUUUGCCUAUGCCGCUUGUUCGGAGUCGUCUACUAGAUUUGUCCAGCUAUCUGCCGAAGUUGCUGCACUUCGCGACAUCCUCGCUCAACAGGCCAGUCUCAGCCAGGCCACUGAUGCCGAGUUGCGCCGUCUGCGUUCACAACUGGCCGCAGUCUCACCAUCGACACCGGCGGUGUUAGCGCUACCACAGAAGCUGGGCACGCCAGAGCCGGAUCGCCGGAGGUCCCCUUUUGAAGUAGCAGUUCAGUGCUCUGAGGCCUCUUUACAGUGUCUCGACAGUUGCACGACUAAAGAGGUCGGUGUCUCCACGAGUCUCCUGCUACCAUCACCUUAA